Haemonchus placei is the source of this 1425-nucleotide messenger RNA. Lineage: Eukaryota; Metazoa; Nematoda; Chromadorea; Rhabditida; Trichostrongylidae. The record is from the annotation of a GenBank genome assembly.
UGUUUCGAUUUCCGCAUUAUCCCAAAGAGCGACGACAUUACCGUUGUUGCAGGAACGCUCGAAUCGCCAGCGUUUCCGACACCAUAUCGAUCGGAUCUUUCAUGUCUCUAUAACAUAUCAACCGUGUCCUCCAAUGUUAUACACCUCACAUUUUUAUCAUUUGAUCUAGCCGAAAACAACAGAAACAGUGGACAGUGCCUCGAAGCCUAUGUGUUGGUGAUCGUCGUCGAUCGUCUAGGUAAAGAGCACAUCGGUAAUCGUCUAUGCGGAACCAGUUUGCCAUCAAAGAUCGAGACGAUGCAACCAACUGUCUAUGUGCAGUUUGUCACCACUGCACCAGGACGUCAUCAUCGUGGAUUUCGUCUGCGCUACGAUAUCAUCUAUGAAGGUCUCAUCAAGGAACCACCGUCGUAUCUCCCAGAUGAUGAAAGAGAGUUUUCUCGUGAGUGCGGUGGUGCAACGAAACCUGGGCAGUUAACUGGAGAGAUCGUCUCACCCGGUUAUCCAGUCACUUACCCGCGGAAUGCGACAUGUUACUGGUUGAUCCGAGUAGAGCCACGACAACGUGUCUACAUACGCCUAGCACACCUACAUUUGUCCGCAACGAUCGCUGAAUGCGAGCGUGCAUCACUUUCGAUCAUCGACGGGUUCAAGCACGACAGCAUCACUAUUAGGAAGGAUAUCUCGUCGGAUACGUCGGAAGCACGAUUUUGUGGAAGCCAAUUGUAUUACACCGAGGAAGGCAUGAAAAGCUAUCUAUCAUCAGGAAAUCGUCUUUUAGUGAGGCUCAACACCAAAGAUCGACCGUCGUCAUCGGUGACUGGCCAACGAGUUGGAUUCAAGCUAAUUUGGACGGCUGUCGAAGGCCUUUUCGACGAGCUCCAUCAACCUUCGUCUGGUUCUUCAUCAUCUGAUCAGCAUCGUCGAGCCAACCAAUACAACACAUGCACUCAGUUCACCUGCCAGGGGGGUCAGAUUUGCGUUGAGCAGGAUCAAGGUGUAUGCGCUAUGCGGCCACAACUGUGCAUUCAUUCGUCGCUUGUAUGUAAUGGUGUGCAAAAUUGCGUCGAAGGGGAUGACAGCGACGAACAACAUUGUUACUCACGAGAAAUCAUCGCUGGCUCAGUGGGUGGUUUCAUCGCUCUGAUGGCAAUCAUCUUCAUCUGUGUGUGCUGCGACCAAUGGCGUAAACGACGUCGUCUACGCAAAAUGCUACGUGAACGACGUGCCAUCGCCAAUGGGAAGACGCAGCGUGGAUACAGACACGACGUCCAUCUGAAUCACGACAUUAGCGGAUUCAACCGGGACGACAUCGCUGCUGCUGCCGCUGUGACACCGUCCCGAUUCCCGGUGCUUUGCAACGAGAACGACGUUGCUUUGCCACGAUAUAACCGAGGUCCACCGCCGCGACCGCCACCUCGGUGA